This is a messenger RNA of Rotaria sp. Silwood1, 1464 nucleotides long. The record is from the annotation of a GenBank genome assembly. Lineage: Eukaryota; Metazoa; Rotifera; Eurotatoria; Philodinida; Philodinidae.
AUGUUAAGAAAUCAAAUAACAGGAAAAUUAGAAGCUGUUGGAGAUACAGUAGAACCAUUUUAUUUUAUUUUACAUCCAAAAAAUGAACAAAAUUUAACUCGUGAAGAUCAAGAUAAAGGAAAAGAAUUAUAUUCACUUUUAGUUCAAUUUGAAAUUAUUCAAGGAGAUACAAUAAGAAAAAUAUUUCGAAAUAAUUCACAAGAACGAAAUAAAAUAGAAAAGAUAAUUCGAAAUGAUCUUGAUCCUUCGAUUGCCGAUCCAUUAGUUAGUUUAUUAAAUAUCAGCAAAGUCAAUAUUUUUAUCAACACAGAUUUACCAUUUACUAUUAAAGAAGAAGAAGGAAAUAAUAUUCGAAUUUAUCUAAAAGAAAAAAAUAUUUUAAAGUCUGGUGGACUUGCUAAAUAUAAAUAUGGAGAUAUUAAAAGAAAUAUUGAAAGAACUUUAAAUAAAAUUUUAAAAAAUAUUCAAUUUGAAAAUGAUAAAGAAUUAAUUUUGUCGAAAAUUUUGUCUUUACAAGGAGAUAUUCGUUCAUUUAAAAAAGGUUUAAAAGCUAAUUUAAAAGAUUUUGUAGAUCUUCAAGAUCAAGAAAAUGUUCCAAAAGAUAAAUCUUGGUGGGAUUGGAAUGCUUUUGUCGUUGCAAUGAUAAGACUUGUUCAAGUCAUUGCCGAAGCUGUUUUAGUAGCCUUUGGUUUGACUCAGAUAGGCAAUGCUUUAAUAUCAGGUAUUUUUAAUACGAAAGAAUGGGCAAUACAAAAAGCAAUUAGCUUCGGUCUCUCUAUGUUGACUGUUGGAAUUGGAAAGUUUUUGACGGAUAAAAUUAUGGAACAGAUUCAAGAAAAUGUUGUACAAAAGAUUGUUAGUAAAAUAGAAGAAAAUUUAUUAAAAGAAAUAAUCGGUUUAAUAAAUAAUAAAAUAGAAACUCUUUAUCUUCAAAAAAUAACUUUAGGAAAAGAUAUUUUAUUAUCUCAACAAUUUGAUAAUAUUCGAACACGAGUUGUAUCUUCUUUAAGAAAUAGUUAUCAUCUAUUUUCUGAUGGUCUAAAGAAAUCAAAUUCAAAAUACGUUAAAAUAGCUGCUACUACUCUUAAAGAAAUAGAUAUCAUUAAUAAGUUGUUGACUGUAGUUCAAUCUGUCUUACAGUUCGAACAUGUCUUUAUAAUACUCUAAAAGAUAUUAUUGGAGGUACUACCAAAGAAAAUCAGAAUAUUUAUAGAAAAAAACAUUAAUCAGAAUCUUGUCGAAACAAGAGCAGAACAAUUGAAUAGAAUCAUUAGAGAAUAUAUAUCAACUAAAUUAACAAAAUAAUUAGAUAAAGUAGUCACAAUGUAAUGGAAGAAAUCCAGCUAAUAUAUUGAAACAAUCGAAUCAAAAUAGACAAAAUCAUGCAGAAAGUCAAAUUGCUGUUGAACAAUCUCCCAUAAAUCAAGAUUUAAAGAAAGAACAACAAGAUCGAGCGAAAAGAGA